UCUAAUUCAACAAACUCCGCACCGUGUUCAAUUCUCUCUAUUCUCUUCUUCACAGUGAAUCAUUAAACUCUCUCUUUCUCUACUUUCAGAGAUGGAAAGCAAAGCAGAAUUAUCUCAUUUAAUUUUCCCUUACGUUAGAGUUUACAAAGAUGGAACCAUAGAAAGACUCGCUGGAACAGAAAUUGCUCCUGCAGGCUUAGAUCCUGAGACUGGUGUUUUAUCCAAAGACACCAUCAUCAUACCAGAAACUGGUGUCUCAGCCAGAAUCUAUCUUCCCAAUUCAUCGAAACCCCAUCAAACACUUCCUCUUGUAAUCUAUUUUCACGGCGGAGGAUUUUACUUAUCUUCCACUGCUGAUCCCAAGUACCAUCACAGCCUCAACAGAAUGGUUGCUGAGGCUAAGAUCAUCCUGGUUUCAGUCAACUACAGGUUAGCCCCUGAGACCCCUCUUCCUGGUGCUUACGAGGACUCAUGGGGUGCACUUGAGUGGGUGGUUUCUCAUGCUAGGAAGCAUGAGCCGUGGCUCGUCGAUUAUGCAGACCUUGGGAAGGUGUUCUUAGCAGGAGAUAGCUGCGGUGCUAAUAUGGCGCAUCAUUUUGGGUUGAAGCUUAAAGAUUCUGAACUGGGUAGAGAGCUGAAGAUUGAAGGAAUUGCCACGAUCAACCCUUACUUCUGGGGAAAAGAUCCUGUGGGUGUGGAAGUAACUGAUCAUCAAAGGAAGUCAAUGGUGGAUGACUGGUGGAUGUUCGUUUGCCCAUCUUCUUCAGAGAAAGGGUGUGAUGAUCCUCUGAUAAAUCCUUUCAUAGAUGGAAAUUCUCCAAGCUUUGAAGGGCUGAGAUGUGAGAGAGUGAUUGUUGUAGUUGCAGAGAAAGACAUAUUAAGGGAUAGAGGAAGGAUUUAUUAUGAGAAAUUGGUGAAGAGUGGUUGGUCAGGGACUGCUCAGAUUGUAGAAACUAAAGGAGAAGAUCACAUCUUCCAUAUAUUUGAUCCUAAUUGUGAGAAUGCUAAGAACUUGUUAAAGCUUCUUGCUUCUUUCUUCAACCAAGCAUAAUCCUACUUAGUUCUUCAUUUUCUAUUUUUAAUCUAGAAUUGGAGGCACCGGAGACUCAAACUUGUGUCUACCCGACGAGUAUGCUUUGUAUUACUGGUCUAAAUCAGAUUAGACAAGUUCUUGUAAUUUUGUUACACUUCCUAGUAUAAAAAUAUAGUUAAAUCACUAUUAUUAUAUUAUUUAUUUGACUUUUAUUUGUUGUAUAUAUUUAAUU
Messenger RNA from Manihot esculenta (cassava), 1265 nucleotides. RefSeq names its product probable carboxylesterase 2. The transcript has a single exon. The record is from RefSeq and is a predicted model, not a curated record. Gene Ontology annotation, molecular function: hydrolase activity. Bases 92 to 1051 code for a protein of 319 amino acids. NCBI's taxonomy places the organism in Eukaryota, Viridiplantae, Streptophyta, Magnoliopsida, Malpighiales, Euphorbiaceae.